Microthlaspi erraticum is the source of this 1812-nucleotide messenger RNA. Lineage: Eukaryota; Viridiplantae; Streptophyta; Magnoliopsida; Brassicales; Brassicaceae. The record is from the annotation of a GenBank genome assembly.
AUGGCCGCUAUGGAUCCGAGAAACAACGGCUACGUUGAUCCGCUAAAUGAGCGGGAGAGAGAUGAAGAUUUGGAAGUUGCUGAGGUGGUAGAGGUUCAAGAUGAUCAAAGUGUGGUCUCUCUUAAGUCCAACGAUUCUGAGUCUAAGAAGAAGACCAUCAUGGAGAAUAAUGGAUGGACAAACGCAAUCAUUUUGCUAGGAAAUCAAGGGUUAGCGACGUUGGCCUUCUUUGGGGUGGGAGUGAACUUGGUGCUGUUCCUAACGCGUGUUCUAGGACAAGGCAAUGCAGAGGCUGCCAACAACGUAAGCAAGUGGACAGGAACAGUUUACAUGUUUUCACUUGUUGGUGCAUUUCUUAGUGACUCUUAUUGGGGUCGUUACUUGACAUGCACGAUCUUCCAAGUCAUCUUCGUCCUCGGUGUGGGCCUCCUCUCUUUCACUUCAUGGUUUUUCUUGAUCAAACCUAGAGGUUGUGGCGAUGGAGACCUUAUCUGCAACCCUACUUCUUCCCUCGGCGUUGGUAUCUUUUACUUGUCGGUUUAUCUUGUAGCCUUUGGAUACGGAGGUCACCAGCCAACGCUGGCUACUUUCGGUGCAGAUCAGUUUGGGGAAAACGAUAAAAACUCCAAAGCUGCGUUUUUCAGCUACUUCUACUUUGCACUCAACGUCGGAUCUCUCUUCUCGAACACGAUCCUUGUUUAUUUCGAGGAUAAUGGUUUGUGGACUGAAGGCUUCUUAGUGUCGCUAGGCUCUGCGAUCAUCGCAUUGUGUGCGUUUCUUGCCCCGACAAGACGUUAUCGUUACGUCAAACCAUGUGGGAACCCGUUGCCACGUGUGGCGCAGGUGUUCGUGGCCACUGCUCGGAAGUGGAGUGUUGUUCGACCGGAAAACCACAGGGAGUUGUACGAAGUCGAAGGUCCCGAAUCCGCCAUUAAAGGAAGUAGAAAGAUAUUUCACAGUAACAAAUUUUCAUUCUUGGAUAGAGCCGCGGUGAUUACAGAGCAUGACAGGAACGGGACAAGGAUCAAUGGGUGGAGGUUGUGCAGUGUAACGCAAGUAGAAGAAGCAAAAUGUGUGAUGAAGCUGCUCCCAAUAUGGCUAUGCACUAUAAUCUACUCAGUGAUCUUCACACAAAUGGCUUCAUUGUUCGUGGAGCAAGGCGAUGUGAUGGAUGCACACAUCCGAAAAUUCCACGUCCCGGCCGCGAGCAUGUCGGUCUUUGAUAUAUGCAGCGUAUUAAUAUCAACCGGAAUCUACCGCCACGUCAUAUUCCCUUACGUGAGACCCACGGAACUAAUGCGGAUGGGAAUAGGUCUAAUCAUAGGGAUAAUGGCAAAGGUAGCCGCAGGAUUAACAGAGAUCCAACGGCUGAGACGAGUAGUCCCGGGUCAAAAGGAGAGUGAGCUCUCCAUUUUGUGGCAAAUACCACAGUACGUGCUUGUGGGAGCGAGUGAGGUGUUUAUGUACGUUGGACAGUUAGAGUUCUUCAACGGACAGGCACCGGAUGGUUUAAAGAACUUAGGAAGCUCGUUGUGCAUGGCUUCGAUGGCGUUAGGUAACUACGUGAGCAGUUUGAUGGUGAAUAUUGUUAUGGUCAUAACCAAGAGAGGCAAGAGCCACGGGUGGAUACCGGAAUAUCUCAACGAAGGUCAUAUGGAUCGGUUUUAUUUUCUGAUUGCUGUUUUGGCUGCCAUCGAUUUCGUGUUUUAUUUGGUCUUUGCAAAGUGGUACCAACCAAUAAGCCAUGAUGAAGAUAGCAUCAAGGGAAGUGGUGUGAAUCGGAGGGCUAUCUCCGAGUUAGAUCAAGUUUGA